Molecule: messenger RNA, 1904 nt
Organism: Drosophila gunungcola (fruit fly)
Lineage: Eukaryota; Metazoa; Arthropoda; Insecta; Diptera; Drosophilidae
Product: UBX domain-containing protein 7
Exons: 1
Coding region: 277-1767 (496 amino acids)
Biological process (GO): proteasome-mediated ubiquitin-dependent protein catabolic process
Cellular component (GO): nucleus
Molecular function (GO): ubiquitin binding
Source: RefSeq, a predicted model, not a curated record
UAAUAACAUGAUAAAUUAAUAAAUUAAAAGCUAUUCUCUCCCAUAUUUAAUAAAUUAAUAAAUAAAUUAUUAUUGGAGAAAAAUAAGCUGUACGCCUAGGCCUUGUGAGCGACGCUUUCCAGCACUGCCCACUAACUGUUUUCGAGCACUGCAUUUUUUCACAGCUGUGCGGACGCAUUUAUUUUAUCUGUCCCUGGAAAACCGCUACCUUGAAUUUUUUCGUACAACGUCUCGACGAGCUACUAAGCCUAAACCGUAAUCCGCCAGAGCAGCGACAUGUCCAGUAGCGAAGCGCCGGACGCGCUGGUGGAGCAGGUGGUCGAGGUGACUGCCUGCACGGCCGAGGAAGCGAAACAUUAUUUGGGGGCCUGUGCCAACGAUGUUUCCGCCGCCGUGGCUUUGUUUUUCGAGCAGGGCGGCGCGGCAGGAGCAGCUGCCUCCACAUCCUCGGCAGCAGCUGCUGGUGCAUCGCUUCCCCUGCUAGACGAUGAGGAGGAGGUGAGGGCGCCCAUUGCCCCUGUGAGGGAACAACUGAUCCUGCCCGAGGAUGACAACUUCUUCGCGUCGGGGAGCAGCAGCCGCUUGUCGCGCGUCACUCAGCGGGUCAAGGUCUAUCCGCUGCGUGAUUUCGCCCGGGAGGGUGCUCUGAUGGAGGAGCAGCUACAGGCUACCGGCGUCUAUGCCGAUCCCAAUGCCCAUAGAUUGCGUCGCGGACGUGCCGCCCAGAUGGUAGUGGCCGGCCAGGCCAUGGCACUUAACAGCCGGUCCACAGCGGGCACAGCUACCAGCACAUCCCGCCUCGGAGAUCUGUUCCGCCCGCCCACAGACAUACUCUACUCCGGAUCGCUGACUUCCGCCAGGGAGUUCGCCACAAAGCGGCAACGCUGGCUGCUGGUCAACGUGCAGGACGACAAUUUCCAGUCCCAGACCUUGAACCGAGAUGUCUGGUCGGACAAGGAGCUUAAGAAACUGAUUCGGCGCCAGUUCACCUUCUGGCAGGUGGACAACGACACAUCGGAAGGACGGCGCUUUGUGGCAUUCUACCACUGCGCCACUCUUCCUUACCUGUGCGUGAUCGAUCCCCGUACAGGCGAGGAAGUGUGGCGCAGUGCAGAGCCGAAGCUGGAGAAUAUUCUUUCCGAUUUGAGGAAGUUUCUGAAGGAGCACCGCGACUUCAUCCAGGAGGAUGCACCCAGCACCUCAAAGCGAUCAGCCACAUACAUCGACGAUGACGAUGAAGUGGACCCGGAGGCCUCGUGCUCGUCGACGGCCAGCUCUAAAGGAACCCCCAAGAAACGGGCCAAAGUUUUGGAGCUCACAGAGGAGGAACAGCUGGAGUUGGCCAUAAAGAAUUCCAUAAACGAGAACGGCGGAGGAGGAGGCACGCAGAAGGAGGAUAACACCGAGGGAGCCAGCGAUAACGAAAGCCUGGAGGAGUUCGAUGAUGAGGAGCUCAAGGGCGUGGCCGCCGCUUCCUAUGAGAAUCACUUGGGCGAGGCCAAGAGUGAAUUGACUGCCUUGAAGCUGCGCCUGCUCAACGCCGCCGGAACAGAUGAGGAGAUGGUCCAGCUGCGCUGGCCCUCAGACACCAAACUGCAAACACUGAGGUUGUAUAUAAAACAAACGCACAAGCACAUCCCUCUGGAAGGCUACAAACUCAUCUGCGCCUUCCCGCGCAAAUCCCUCGAGACGGAGCACAAUGGCAGCUCCUUGAAGGAACUCGGCCUGCAUCCGUCGGCCAAUCUGCAUCUCACACUGGACGACUAGGCCACUGCGCCAAAGACGUCGUUCUCAAUCAGUAACCGUUUUCAUGUGUACGUUUAUUUAUUUACAAGUUUUGUCAUCCAAGAAACCCAUUGUCGCCCAAAAGCAAAAAAAAAAGAUAAACUUCACAUGAAUUAAAA